AUGUCACUGAUUAGAAAAUUCGCCUAUACGGUGUUUUCUAUAGCUAUUUUAUUAAAUAUUUAUAUUUAUACUUAUCCUUCAAUAACUCCAAACAUAUGUUCAUGGGAAUAUCAAAAACCAAUAACAAAUCCAUCAAGUAAUUUGUUGGAUCCUUUAAAGAAAAUCCCAUAUUUAGGUGAUUUAAUUGAUCAAUACAUUGCACCAACUGAAUACAAGAAACCAACAAUUGAAGAUAUUAAAAUGUUGGCAUUUGGUGAUCCUCAAAUUAAAGGUAAUUGGCCUUCAACUCCAUAUAUUAAAAGAUUAGAUACUUUUGGUAAUGAUUAUUAUUUAGGUCAUAUUUAUAAAGUUAUGAAAAAAAGAUUACAACCAAAUUAUGUUGCUGUAUUAGGUGAUUUAUUUUCUUCUCAAUGGAUUGGAGAUUCUGAAUUUUUCAAUAGAACAAGACGUUAUGUUACAAGAUUAUAUGAUCAACCUGAUGAACAUCGUGAAUAUGCUUUAAAUUAUAUGAACACUCAUGAUCAAGUUGAUUGGAUGAAAUAUCUUGAAGAAACAAAAGCUAAGAAAUUAAAUGAAUUAGAAUUUGGUUAUAAUGAUGUUUAUGAUUGGAAUACACCAAAUUAUACUAAAAAAUUUGAUAAUGAACCAUUAUUUUUAAAUGUUACUGGGAAUCAUGAUGUUGGUUAUUCAGGUGAUGCUACUUGGCAACAUAUGACUCGUUAUGUUCAAUUAUUUGGUAAAGAUAAUUUCUGGAUUGAAUAUAAUGCAGGUACACCACAUGCUUAUCGUAUAGUUGUUUUAAAUUCUUUAUUAUUAGAAGGUCCUGCUUUACAACCAGAAUUUAUUGAUUAUACAUGGGAAUUCUUAUAUCAAUUAUUUGAAAGAAAAUUUAAAGGCUCUACUAUUUUAUUAACUCAUGUUCCAUUUUAUAAAGAAGAAGGACUUUGUGUUGAUGGUCCAUAUAUUGAUUAUUAUAAAGAAAAUGCUAGAGAACCUUAUAAAAUUGGUAAACUACGAUCACAAAAUCAUUUAAGUCAUGAUGUUUCUCAACGUGUCUUAAAUUUAAUUUUUAAUGAUGAACCUGGUAUUAUAUUAACAGGUCAUGAUCAUGAAGGUUGUGAAACUUAUUAUAAUAAAAAUUCUACUGGACAAUAUUGGACAGCUUCUAAGACUAAAGAUACAAAUGAUGUUAGUAUUAAAGAAGUUACAGUUAGAGCUAUGAUGGGUGAAUAUGGUGGUAAUUCUGGAUUAAUGACUGGUCAUUUUAAUGUUGGUAAACAAGAAUGGGAAUUUGAUUUUAAAUUAUGUCCAUUUAUUAUUCAACAUGUUUGGUGGGUUACUAAAGUUGUUAGUAUCAUUUCAACUUUAUUAUUAUCUACCGUUUAUUUAUUUGGAUUAUGA
Hansenula ciferrii is the source of this 1401-nucleotide messenger RNA. It is a transcript of the gene TED1, whose product is annotated as Ted1p. The record is from RefSeq and is a predicted model, not a curated record. Gene Ontology annotation, biological process: GPI anchor biosynthetic process. NCBI's taxonomy places the organism in Eukaryota, Fungi, Ascomycota, Saccharomycetes, Phaffomycetales, Wickerhamomycetaceae. Gene Ontology annotation, cellular component: endoplasmic reticulum. Bases 1 to 1401 code for a protein of 466 amino acids. The transcript has a single exon. Gene Ontology annotation, molecular function: hydrolase activity.